Phlebotomus papatasi is the source of this 1798-nucleotide messenger RNA. Its product is annotated as leucine-rich repeat-containing protein 15-like. Gene Ontology annotation, molecular function: protein binding. Gene Ontology annotation, cellular component: extracellular matrix. The record is from RefSeq and is a predicted model, not a curated record. The transcript has 2 exons. NCBI's taxonomy places the organism in Eukaryota, Metazoa, Arthropoda, Insecta, Diptera, Psychodidae. The coding region runs from base 116 to 1780 and encodes 554 amino acids.
CUCUUCUGAGGAAGUAUUUGUAUAAAUGUAUUAUUAAAAAUCUCUUUUGAACUUGUCGUGGCCCGUGGUAUACACUUGUAGAUAUCUCGUGAUCUUUGUAGUCUUUUAAUUUGAAAUGUUGUGCUCAAAAGUGGUUUUUUUCGCAUUUAUAAUUCAUUAUGGAUUCAUUAUCAAAGUGCAUUGUAAUUCGUGUAAAGAGGAAUAUGAACUUAGUAUCACAUGUAAUUCCUUUGAGGAUCUCUUCAACUAUCCAGAACCUGAGAAACAAGAAUCCGUCACAGUGACAGGCGAAAAUUCGGAAGGUGCCAGCAAAAAUAAUAUGGACGUAUUCAUAUGCGAUGAGCCAAUGUUUGAGAAAUUCUCAUCUGUAACAACUCUCACAUUGAAUAAUGCUCGAGUACUUCAUAUCAGCAGUGAUUGUUUUACAGGCAUGAACGCCCUAAGGGCAAUUUAUAUUGAACGAAAUGAGCUCACGGCAAUUGAAAUGGAUACAUUCCGGACAGCAAAUGGAAAUGAGCUACGUGCAAUUUUUCUCAAUAACAACCACAUUAUUAAGAUCGAUUUUUCAGACAUUAAUUUGCCCGAACUAACACAAUUUGAGGCUUACAGCAAUCGUGUGAAAUAUGUUCGAUUGAAAUCUGAAAAUUUACCUAAAGUGUCCAAUAUGUACUUAGGAUCGAAUCACAUAUCGAAAUUCAAAAUUGAAAGUCAUUCAAUGGGAAAAUUGGAUUUAUCCGAAAAUAGGAUUAAAACAUUCCAAGGUUCAGAUCUUGUCCUACCUAAUUUGUAUUUAAUCUACCUGAACGACAAUCUUUUGUCCACCAUAACACCGGAUAUGAUUGAAAAUAUGCCGAAUUUGCAAAGUUUAUACCUUGCACAUAAUCUUCUACAUUCUGUAUCCUUUCCCAGUUUGAAAAAGGCCAAUUAUGUGGAUUUGAGGUAUAAUCGCAUUAAAACAAUGGAUAAUGUUAAUCUAACGACAUUUGGGCAGGAUUAUGGUCUUCUGUUUGACUCAAACAAGGUCUUCCAAAUGGAAAGUCAACCACCUUUUGAGAAUCUCAAAACAUUCACCUGUGACUCAUGCUAUAUUCACAUUAUUGAACCCCUAUUCUUUGCUGACACAUUCAAAAAACUUACAAACUUAGCAUUAACAUCAAAUUACCUAACUACUGCAAACAUUUUCAAGGCUUAUGAAGAUGAUCUUAUAUUGGACAAUAUUGCAUUAUCCUACAAUAAAAUAAAGAAAAUUGGAAAGAAAGAUUUCUCACGACUUUCCGAACUGAAAUCCUUGCAAUUGGACAAUAAUGAUAUUGCUGUAAUUGCAGAAGGUGCUUUUGAUAAACUGAUAAAGCUCGAAUCACUUUUACUAUCAAACAACAUAAUAUUUCAAUUGCAACCGAAUCUUUUUGAUAAAACUCAUGCUUUGCAAGUUCUCAGCAUUAGUGGCAACAAUAUGGCCUUCUUUCCAAUUCCUGGAUGGGAAGAAUCAACUGGAGAAAUUCUUAUUACUAACAAUACCCUGAACAACUUAAACACCCUAAAUAUCCAGAAAAACCCUCUACAAUGUAAAUGCGUAGAAUUGAUUUAUUAUUGGGCCAAGAAGAAUAACGUAUACUUGAGAAUUGAUGAUGACAGCGUGAGAAAUGGCAUUAAACCUGCGUGCAUAGUUAAUGAUCAAGGAUGUAAGACAGACGUUGGAAAGGACUACAUUAAGGACUACUGGCACUUAUUUAACGAUAUGAAAAUUAAAAAUAUUCUUGGAGAAGAUGAUGAGGAAUAAAGUACUCACUUCUGAAAU